Anastrepha obliqua is the source of this 1134-nucleotide messenger RNA. RefSeq names its product odorant receptor 7a-like. The transcript is spliced from 3 exons. Gene Ontology annotation, molecular function: olfactory receptor activity; odorant binding. NCBI's taxonomy places the organism in Eukaryota, Metazoa, Arthropoda, Insecta, Diptera, Tephritidae. Gene Ontology annotation, cellular component: plasma membrane. The coding region runs from base 37 to 1134 and encodes 365 amino acids. Gene Ontology annotation, biological process: sensory perception of smell; detection of chemical stimulus involved in sensory perception of smell. The record is from RefSeq and is a predicted model, not a curated record.
UACCUCUUCAACGGUUUUCGCGUGCUCGGCAUCUACAUGCCUGCCCGCCACAAGUGGCUCUACGCACUCUACUCACUCAUUCCACAUGCGCUAGUUACCAUUUGGCUGCCACUGUCGUUCGUCUUCAGCUAUGCCACGAUGUCCGCUGCAGACUUGGUGCCCAGCAGCCUGCUCACGUCCAUUCAGGUGGCCAUCAAUGUGAUUGGUUGUUCGGUGAAAAUUGUAGUCAUGGCUUUUCUGCUGCCGAAAUUGCGUACCGCUAAUGCUUUUAUGGAUCGUUUGGAUGCGCGUUGUCGUGAUGAGGACGAAAUUUUGGAAAUGCGUAAGAUUGUGCGACAGGGUAAUCGUUUCUUAGUGCUCUUUGCCAUGUCAUAUUGGAGUUAUGCGACGAGCACAUUUCUCGGCUCAGUAUUCUUCGGACGACCGCCCUACGCGCUGUAUAAUCCAUUUUUUAAUUGGCGCAAGUCAAAGCUGGAAUUCAUAGUAGCUUCACUAAUUGAAUUUGCGCUCAUGGAUGUGGCCUGUUUUCAGCAGGUGGUGGAUGACUCCUAUGCGGUUAUUUAUGUUUGUAUACUGCGAACUCAUAUGAAUAUUUUAUUGAUGCGCAUCAAGAAGUUGGCCACGAACGCGGAAACGAGUGUGGAGGAGAAUUUGGAAGAACUGAAGCUUUGUAUUAUAGAUCACAAGAACCUUUUGGGGCUCUACAGCAUCGUAGCACCUAUAAUUUCCGUGACGAUUUUCAUACAAUUCAUGAUCACGGCUAGCAUACUCAGUGCAACACUCAUUAAUAUGUUCAUAUUCGCCGACCAGCUUUCGGCACAGAUCGCCUCCUGUUUCUAUAUAUUAGCCGUGGUGGUUGAGAUCUUUCCUCUUUGCUACUAUGCCCAAUGCCUCAUGGACGAUAGUGAACGCUUGUCACAGCAGAUUUUCCACUCCAAUUGGAUCGAACAGGAUGCGCGCUUCAGGAAAAUGAUGGUUUUCUUUAUGCAGCGCACCCAGCGCGUUAUGGAGCUGAAUGCGGGCAAAAUAUUUCCCAUAACGCUGGGCAGUUUUCUGAGUAUAGCGAAAUUCUCAUUCUCCCUGUAUACGCUGAUCAAGAAAAUGGGCAUAAGGGAACGCAUGGGGCUGGAGUGA